AUGAAACCAUCAUCAUCAUCAGCAUCAUCUAUUCUUCUCAUCGCAGUCUUCGCGGGAAUAACAACUGCAGGACCGGUUGCAUACGGAGUUUGUCAGAGUGGGUGUGCGGCGGUGGUGAUGGCUUGUUAUGGGGCGGGGGGAGCGACGUGGGGAGCGACGGCGGCAGCGACGGCGGCAGCGACGGCGGCAGCGACGGCGGCAGCGACGGCACCGGCGACUAUCGUGGCGUGUAAUACGGCGUUUGGGGUUUGCAGCGCGAAGUGUGCGGUGUUGUUGGCGGCGCCUAUUCCUUGA
Molecule: messenger RNA, 294 nt
Organism: Botrytis sinoallii
Lineage: Eukaryota; Fungi; Ascomycota; Leotiomycetes; Helotiales; Sclerotiniaceae
Exons: 2
Coding region: 1-294 (97 amino acids)
Source: RefSeq, a predicted model, not a curated record